CAAUUAUCCAACCCUGUAUUAGUUUCAUUAAUUGAAGUUAUUGAAAAAUGUUCUUUAACAUUUUAUCCUUGCUGGCGGUAGGCCUAUUAUGGGGUUGCACUAAUCCUUUUAUAAAAUUGGGCAGUCAGGGUAUAGAAAAAAUAAAUACCGGUUCUUCCGCCAAAAAUCUUUGGCUUGAAAUGAAAACUAUAGUUUGGCGCCUAAAGUAUUGGAUACCUUUCUUAUUAAAUCAGUCCGGCAGUGUCUUGUAUGUUUGGACUUUACAAACGUGCAACAUAACAGUGGCUGUUCCGGUGGCCAAUUCCUUGACAUUUGCAUUUACUGCGAUAACGGGUUAUAUGUUGGGUGAAAAGAUACCGGGUAAAAAUAUUAUUGUGGGCACUUUAUUAGUCUGUAUUGGUUCUUCGUUUAUGUUAUAUGACCAAGUUAUUAGAGAAACCCCUAAUUCAUUGGAAGUGCAAUAAAAAACUUAUAAAAACUAAUAAAUUAACAAACCAUUACCAUAUAAAGUUUAUUAAAAAAGAAAUGCAACUUAAUCUAUAAGGCUUUGUGGACAGCAUCUACUAAUGUCUCCAUACUAACAAUAGGUGUUUGAGGCGUUAUGCCAUGACCCAAAUUGGCUA
Messenger RNA from Lucilia sericata (common green bottle fly), 623 nucleotides. RefSeq names its product transmembrane protein 234 homolog. NCBI's taxonomy places the organism in Eukaryota, Metazoa, Arthropoda, Insecta, Diptera, Calliphoridae. Bases 48 to 464 code for a protein of 138 amino acids. The record is from RefSeq and is a predicted model, not a curated record. The transcript is spliced from 3 exons.